AUGAGAUCGCGCCUGGACGGGUGGAGAGAGGCGGAUAUGGUGCCCACAGGCACGCAGUCAGAAGCAGUUGAAAGUGAGCCAGUUUGGUUCAGAGUCUUCCAAGGGAAGCAGAAUUGGGAUCGUGGCACCUUAGUGCGUCGCCUCGGGGCCGUGAUGGCGGAAGUUAGAGAUAAAGAAGGCAACCUGCACCGGAGGCACAGGCACCAGUCGCAGAUUCGCAGAGCAAUCCCAGAGAACGAGCAAGCAGACAUGUACCCCGUGACAACGGAGCAACUUAGAGCGUCGCCUGCAGGAGCACCGGCUCCCGCGCCCACCGCCGCAGAGGUCCAGCCGGCCGCACCUUCCAUCACCGCAUCGG
Molecule: messenger RNA, 358 nt
Organism: Ilex paraguariensis (yerba mate)
Lineage: Eukaryota; Viridiplantae; Streptophyta; Magnoliopsida; Aquifoliales; Aquifoliaceae
Source: the annotation of a GenBank genome assembly